This is a messenger RNA of Mya arenaria, 1436 nucleotides long. RefSeq lists its product as uncharacterized. NCBI's taxonomy places the organism in Eukaryota, Metazoa, Mollusca, Bivalvia, Myida, Myidae. The transcript has 4 exons. Bases 578 to 1384 code for a protein of 268 amino acids. The record is from RefSeq and is a predicted model, not a curated record.
GGGACUUACUUAGGGAUGCAACCUUUUGACCAACUCCUCAUCUGAAUCUGCUAGUGAAGAUAAUAUUAAAUAUUCUUCAAUAACCGUGUAAUUACAGUAGCCCCUACAGCCAAAAGGCUUUGCACGAUGGCAUUUGUAAGUGUACAGAACAUGCGGACCCGAUUGAAAUCCGUCUUUCGCCAGAAUAUUUUUCCAUCGUUGACUUCAUAUUUGUCAAGGUCACAAUGGGACAUGUGAAGGCGAGAGUGAGGGUGCAAAUUAUAAUGCAGCUAUUGUAGGUCGCGGGUAGACCUUUAUAAACUAACAAAGAAAGAUAGUUGUGGUGCGCUCCGUUUAGAACCGUUUAAACAACGCACCCCGGAUCUCUCUGAAUAAUUGCCAAAUUGUACUAAUGAACCAUUACUGGCGGUAACGAAAGUGCAGAUCAACGGACAGAUGUACUGUUCUUAUCUUCACUAACAUAUAUGUUAAUUCUUACAUAUAAUAAUGCUAUCAGACAGAGGUUAACAAAUUGUCAAGUUUGAUAAGAAAUGAAAUUAAGUUUGUUGCUAUUUAGUUAAUUUGUAACCGGCCUAAAAUGUUGCGGAUUUUCAUUUUUCUUAUGUUAAUAACAUGUGCCAGAGGAUCGUGGAAAAAAGGCGUCGCUGCGUAUGCACCAAACUUACUGUGUGAUGAUUUCAAAGCACUCAACAAUGUAUCGUGGUGGUACGACUGGUCAAAUAACCUCGACCGAUAUGAUCAUACAAAUACGUUAAACAACUGCCCAUCCAAUAUGACCAAGACCCCAAUGCACGUGCCGAUGAUAAGGACAAUAUGGAAAAAUGGUACCCAUCCAACACUCACGCCGGGAGCAAAGUAUGUCUUAGGCUACAACGAACCCAACCAUCCAGUACAUGUGAAUUUAACCCCGAAACAAGCGGCGGACUUCUGGCCGGAGGUGGAGCGGCUGUCGGCGGGACUCCCUCUAAUUUCACCAGUAAUGGCCGGAGAGGACUUUCCUUGGCUGGACGAGUUCUUUCGCCUUUGCAACAACUGUCGCGUGGAUUAUAUCGGCGCUCAUAUGUAUAGGUGCAACGCUAACCAGAUCAUGCACUUUCUUCAGCAAUUGCACAACCGCUAUCACAAGAAGGUUUGGCUCACGGAGUUUGCGUGUCGCCACACGACGGACGAGAACGCCCAUCUCCACCUUAUGCAGACAUUGCUACCCAGACUGGAGGCUGCACACUACGUUUACAGGUACUCAUGGUUCUCAGCUCGAUUUCAUGGAAACGAUUUUGUCUCUAACUCGACAAGCCUGCUCCACAGCGACUCCUCAACCUUGACAAAAAUUGGGCGAUUCUACAAUGACUUUGAGCCCAGCGGAGCCACGCAUAUUGUUGGCUAGUAUACGCCCAAUGUUAUAACAGAAGGAAAACAUUAAUAAAGGUGUAAACAUC